Molecule: messenger RNA, 3350 nt
Organism: Darwinula stevensoni
Lineage: Eukaryota; Metazoa; Arthropoda; Ostracoda; Podocopida; Darwinulidae
Source: the annotation of a GenBank genome assembly
GGAGAAGACUAGCUUGAAGGAGGUCCAGUCGAGUUCCCAACUCUGACGUGUCCUGUUCUGCUCCUUCCUCUCCACACCAUGUGAUAGUCUCUUCGCUUUCAUCAUAUAAGUCAUGGACAGUUUUUUGGUCAUGGUGUGAUUUUUAUUCUCUUUCUUCGAAAUGGAUACUCUCAUCUUCAUCUUGAGCCUUUGGGCCACGUGGACCCUGGCUCUGCCUGCCCUUCUCCAUGACUCAGGUUUGUCGAAGGAGAUAUCGAAGAUGGUGGAAGGAGACACGCUAUUCUUGCAGCUGGGACCGGUGAAACCUGGGAAACGAGAUCAAAGUUCAAAGGAGAUUCUACGUGUCCUCUUCCCUGGUUCCCCUCGACGAUUCUCCGUCUUCCUCGAAAGAACCUUGAAAAGAAUCUUGAUCGAGACGGAAGAAGGAGAGGGAAGGAGGAAGCAAAAGUUCAACGUGGAGUCAAUGACGACCUACUCCGUUCAUGUGAUCCUCAUGAGAAUGGAUCAGGACCAGCCGGAUGGAAGGCUUCGUCUCUGGGUGGAUUGCAAGGACGAAGGCGCCAUCCAGACCCCCAUGACCCUUAGGGACAUGUGGAGGAAAAUGGAUACUCCCAAAAUAGCCAUCUUUUCUCCACGUCGAGUGGAAUUGAAGGUGACUAACGACACGUCGACGCAAGAAGUUCUGAAACGGCUGGGAUGUCCAAUCCUACCAUCGCAUGACGUCCCCGAAGGAUACCAGGCCGAACAAGCCGAACAGGCCGAAGCCAACGACGUCUACGUCUACGGCAGAGGUACAUCAUCUCACCUCCGAAAGGUUAAUCUCCGGGUCGGGGACAUCCCGAGCUUCUCGGACGACAUCACGAGUGCAGAUCUUCAGCUCGUGGCUCGACUGGGGGAAGAACUCAUUCUCACCAUGAAGAAUCUCAUUCAGGAGGUCCAGAAGGCCAGAGUGGACAUGAACGCGGUGAAGGAUGCCAUCUUGUCCUGCGAGGCUUGCAAACGCGUGCCCUGCUACGAGACGGUGGGAGGAGGAUACCGAUGCGGCAAGUGUCCCACGGGGUACGUGGGCGACGGGGAGAAGUGCAAGGCGAGCACGGUGUGCGACACGAACCCCUGUUACCCCGGGGUCACGUGCACAAACAUCGAACCACCUCCCUACUAUCGACCCUGUGACCCCCGAGUGAGAUGCACGAACACGAUCCCAGGUUAUCGGUGUGAUCCCUGCCCGAAAGGGUACACCGGAAGCUCCGGGUACCAGGGGAUCGGCCUGGAACAGGCGACGAUACGACGACAGAUAUGCUACGACAUCAAUGAGUGCGAGGACGGCAACAACGGCGGCUGCGUUCGCAAUUCCAUCUGCAUCAAUAUCGAGGGAUCCUUCAAGUGCGGAGAGUGCUCGGAAGGGUUCUACGGAAACCAGACGUCAGGAUGCUACGAACAACCCGGCAGAUGCCCCGAUGGAUCAUUCUGCGAUGCCAACGCCGAUUGCUACCGACCUCCCUCGCGCACCACGUACACCUGCAAGUGUCGAGUAGGGUGGGCCGGAGACGGGAAGACUUGCGGACCUGAUACCGAUUUGGACGGAUGGCCGGAUUUCGACCUUGGAUGCCCCGACAUGAGGUGUCGCAAGGACAAUUGCGUGCUGACGCCAAACUCAGGUCAAGAGGACGCGGACGAAGACGGUUUGGGAGACGCUUGCGACGACGAUGCCGAUAACGAUGGCAUCCCAAAUUCACCCGACAACUGUCCGCUAGUGGCGAAUCCAGGUCAAGAAGACAAUGAGAAGGAAGGGAUCGGCGACAAGGCUGGGGAUGCCUGCGACAACUGCCCCACCGUCCCCAAUAUCGAUCAGGAGGACUUCGAUCUCGAUGGCAUCGGUGAUGCUUGCGACCCCGACAUCGACAACGAUGGGAUUCCAAACGAGAGGGACAAUUGCGUGAGGACGGCAAAUCCGUCUCAGAAGGAUUCAGAUCGGGAUGGCCUGGGAGACAGUUGCGACAACUGUCCCAACGUCCCCAAUCCUGGCCAACAGGACGUAGACAAAGAUCUCGUCGGCGAUGCCUGCGACAACAACAUCGACAACGACAGAGAUGGGAUCCAGAACAACCUGGACAACUGCCCUACGAUCCCGAAUGCCGAUCAGCACGACGCAGAUAACGAUGGGCUUGGAGACGCUUGCGAUCCGGACGCAGACGACGACGGGAUCUUGAACGAGAGGGACAACUGCUGGAUCGUCCCAAAUCCGGAUCAGGCCGAUCUCGACCGGAAUGGAGUCGGAGACGCUUGUCAAGACGACUUCGAUGCAGAUCGAGUCCCGGAUUUCAUUGACAACUGUCCCAACAAUUCCAAGAUCUACGCCACAGACUUUCGAACAUACCAGACGGUGGUGUUGGAUCCCGAGGGAGAUUCCCAGAUCGAUCCCAACUGGGUCAUCUACAACAAGGGGGCAGAGAUCGUUCAGACGAUGAACUCCGAUCCCGGAUUGGCCGUCGGUUUCCAUCGUUUUGGCGGAGUGGACUUUGAGGGGACAUUCUUUGUGGACACAGAAAUCGACGACGAUUACGUCGGAUUCAUCUUCAGUUACCAGGACAACUCCCACUUCUACUGCGUGAUGUGGAAGAAGAACACGCAAACAUAUUGGCAGGCGACACCUUUCAGGGCGGUGGCGGAACCGGGGAUUCAGUUGAAGCUGGUUCAGUCUCAGACCGGUCCCGGUCAGAUGCUUCGCAACUCCCUCUGGCACACUGGCAACACCGACGACCAGGUGCGACUGUUGUGGAAAGACCCACGAAACGUUGGCUGGGAGGAGAAAGUAGCCUAUCGGUGGCUCCUCCUCCAUCGACCCAAGAUCGGCCUCAUUCGACUCCGGAUCUUCGAAGGCGAAAACUUGGUGGCAGAUUCGGGGAACAUCUUUGAUUCCACCCUGAAAGGAGGAAGACUUGGUGUCUUCUGCUUCUCGCAGGAAAUGAUCAUCUGGUCCGAUCUAGUCUACCGAUGCAACGAUCACGUGCCUGAGGCAAUCUAUCGAGAUCUGCCGAAGAGACUUCAGUCGGAGGUGGAAAUAGACCAGACGAGGCCCCCUAAGCCUGCCAGCUAAUCUCCUCCAUCCCUAUUGAUUUUGUGCCUUAACCGAGUUCCACUGCCUCCCGCAAUGUUCUAAUCACCCUAAUCCUUUCGAUUGCCAAGCAAUUGUGAGAGCACCACUGCCUCUUUCAUCCUCACGUAUUUGUCCUGCCAACAUGACCAAGUCUUUCUCUCCGACUUUCACGAAUUUCUCUUCUUGUAUCGAGUCGCUCUUCGCUCGCCUGUUCGCAUCUUUGAGAGCAAGAUUGAGUGUUCUCUUUCAUGUA